Periconia digitata is the source of this 755-nucleotide messenger RNA. The record is from the annotation of a GenBank genome assembly. Lineage: Eukaryota; Fungi; Ascomycota; Dothideomycetes; Pleosporales; Periconiaceae.
AUGCCAUGUCGCCUUCUCCACCCUCUGAUGGCACUCUGGUCGAAAAGGGCCAUCACAUACGACGCUCGCAUCUCAAAACAACCUUUGUGCUGCCUUGCCCAUAGUGGAUGGCGAGAGCGAUCACUGCUAGGCGGGGAGGCUUGCAGCGUCCCCAAUCUGCAUUGGGCUGCAUGUGCUGGGAUGUUGCAUCCCGUUCCAACACCGUUUCAACGCACAAUCGUGCCUGCCUUUGUUCCUUCACAUAUGAGACGAGCCGCUGUGACCCAAUCGCCAUUGCGCCCUUUUGUUUUUUCUCGUCUUUUUUCUUUUCUCUCAAUUCUGUUUCUCUUCGUCUUCCUUUGGUUGAAUCAGGCGUUGCUUCUUCCGAUCUGUCGUUUGCUAGGUUGCCCGCGAAACGAUUGACGCGAGUGAGUGCGCCUGCAGACAGACGGUGCUGACAAAGGAAGAGGGUUGCAAUUGCUUUUGGCACGGAGCGCUCUACCUUGGCUGUGUUUGGAGGAUGCUCCGUCCAUAGUAGAGGCUGGGGUGCGGGAUGAUUGACACCCUGAUGGAUGGGAAUGUGAUAUGUCUGUGGCAGCUACCAAUAAUAUAAUUGCAGCAUGUCUGCGACGUUGAUUCGCCCGCCCGGCUCGACUGCGCCUUGAUCCUUUCAGUAUUGCCUGUUUAAUCAAAUGACAUUGGAUCCAUCGAUCCCUUCAGGCGCUCGCAUGGCGCCCAACAGGGGAUCGAUCUCGCAUGUAUGCGUAUACACGUGU